Molecule: messenger RNA, 1968 nt
Organism: Funneliformis mosseae
Lineage: Eukaryota; Fungi; Glomeromycota; Glomeromycetes; Glomerales; Glomeraceae
Source: the annotation of a GenBank genome assembly
AUGGACAUUAAUAAUGAACAAAGAACAUCUCAUUUGGAUGCCCAGGGUUGUUUGGCUCAAGAUAUUCGUUGUAAUAUUCGCACGAGAGGUUAUCUUCCUAUUGAAAAUUAUGGACUAAUCGGAAAUUUAAGAACCGUUGCUUUGUGUGGAACAGAUGGUUCGAUCGAUUUCUUUUGCUAUCCAAAAUUCGAUAGUCCUUCUGUCUUUGCAAGAAUAUUCUUUAUAGGACACUUCUCGAUUGCACCAACAAUUCAUACUAGUAACAAGCAACAAUACCUUCCGGGAUCUAAUAUCUUAUCUACAAGAUUCUUACAUGAUGAAGGAGUGAGCGAAAUUACUGAUUACAUGCAUAUUCCUGACAGUUCCUCACAUUCCAUUUCACAAAAACCCGUCCUUCCAUGGCUCAUUCGAAAUGUUAGCGUGAUUCGCGGUGAAGUUGACUUUCAAUUUGAACUGUUUCCGGCAUUUAAUUACGCAUUGGAUGAACAUACAACCGAAAUCGAAGAAUAUAAAGUAACUGAAAAUAAAUUAUCAAAAUAUCUAAGAGAUGAUGUAGCGUCAUAUGUUGGACAUCAAAGAGCUAUAUUUCGUUCCAAUACACUUUGUAUGGAUUUACGCUAUGUCGUCUUAAAUGGCGAACUAGAUCCUCCAGUCAUUGAAUUUAAAUUAGCAAAAAAUAAUGUAAUGAAAGGUCCCGGUAUCAUUUUUCAAUUCACUUUAAAAGAAACUCAAACUGUUACUUUUAUUUUAAGAGAAUUUUCAAUUACUAAAGAAAUUGAUAAGUUGGAUCCUCCAUUAAGUGCUGGCCUAAUGAAAAAUUUAUUUAGACAAACCUUACAAUUUUGGCAAGAUUGGAUUGCUCAAUCUUGUUAUAAAGGAAGAUGGAGAGAAAACGUUCAUCGCAGUGCUUUAGCCUUGAAAUUAAUGACUUAUGAGCCGACUGGAGCUGUUGUCGCAUCCCCUACUUUUGGACUUCCUGAAGAGAUAGGCGGACCUAGAAAUUGGGAUUAUCGAUUCACUUGGGUUAGAGAUUCCGCAUUCACCGUUUACGCACUUAUGAGACUUGGUAUGACUCAAGAAGCCAAGCAUUAUAUGGACUUCAUGGAAGCAAGAUGCCAGGAUUUGAAUCCUGAUGGAUCAUUAAAUAUCAUGUAUAGUAUAGAUGGGGAAAAGAAAUUAACAGAAGUGGAAUUGACUCAUUUAGAUGGAUAUCGUGGAUCCAAACCCGUUCGUAUUGGAAAUGGAGCGUAUGAUCAUAUUCAAUUAGAUAUUUACGGAGAAUUAUUGGAUGCGAUGUAUUUGUAUAAUAAAUUCGGUAGUCCAAUCUCUUACGAUAUGUGGGUAAACAUACGUAAAUUAGUAAAUUAUGUGUGUGAUAAUUGGAAUAGGGAAGAUAUGAGGUUAAGAUUAUCGGAGAAGAGAGUAUUGCCAUGUCCUGAUAGAAAUAAAUGGACGCAAAUACGUGAUACUAUUUAUGAAGAAAUUAUGUUAAAAGCUUGGAAUCCUGAGCGUAAAAUCUUUGCUCAAUCUUAUGAAUCUUUGGAUGCUUUGGACAGUUCCGUUUUAAUUAUGCCUUUGGUAUUUUUUAUAAGCCCUACCGAUCCAAGAUUUUUAAGUACCAUGGAACAGAUUUUAUUACCUCCGGAAAAAGGAGGUUUGUUGACGAAUAAUCUUGUAUUCCGGUAUAAUCAUCUUACAACCGAUGAUGGAUUAGGUGGGAUGGAAGGAUCAUUUUCAAUGUGUACAUUUUGGUUAAUUGAAGCGUUAACAAGAGCAGGAAAAUAUGAUAAAAAACUUUUAGAAAAAGCAGAAUUUAUAUUUGAGCAAAUGAUUAGUUAUGGUAAUCAUGUAGAACUAUUUUCCGAAGAAAUUGCCAGAUCUGGUGAAUUGUUGGGUAAUUUUCCUCAAGCUUUUACUCACAUUGCCUUUAUCAGUGCCGCGUUUAAUUUGGAUCGCGUUUUGAUGUAA